AGUAUAUCAGACGUCAGGCAUGCCUUUUCCGUUCUCUUUUGCUGCGGUCGCCAUCUUGAAGAAUUUAAGAUGUUGAUUCCCAAGAAAAAUCGGAUAGCCAUCUACGAGUACCUCUUCAAAGAGGGAGUCAUGGUGGCUAAGAAGGAUGACAAUGCCCCAAAACAUCUUAGUAUUGAGGGAGUUCCAAAUCUGCAAGUUGUCAAAGCCGCACAGGUGUGUAAUAGCAACCCCAGAGGAUACUUACACUUAAUAGAAUGUAAUCUUUACAACUUGGUGUGCUUUUCAGGUAUAACAUAUCUCAGAGAUUUCCUUCACCUUCCUCCUGAAAUUGUUCCAGCCACCCUUCGCCGGCAGGCCAGGACUGAGACAGCUAGACCACGGCCUAAAGGUCCUGACCAACCUCGUGGCCCUCCCUCUGGAGACUCGGCUGACCGUGAGGCAUACAGACGUGGACCUGCACCAGGCAUGGAGCCUAAAGGUGGAGCAGGAUCAGACUUCAGACCUGAAUUUAGAGCUGGUUUUGGUCGUGGUCGAGGCGGUGGUGGUGGUGGUGGCGGAGGCGGAGGUGGAUUUGGAGCUCCCCCUUCACAGUGAACCAGUGAACAAUAUCGUUAAUAGCAUGAAAAAUAAACAUCAGUGAAAUAAA
Orbicella faveolata is the source of this 646-nucleotide messenger RNA. Its product is annotated as small ribosomal subunit protein eS10-like. NCBI's taxonomy places the organism in Eukaryota, Metazoa, Cnidaria, Anthozoa, Scleractinia, Merulinidae. Gene Ontology annotation, molecular function: structural constituent of ribosome; RNA binding. The record is from RefSeq and is a predicted model, not a curated record. Gene Ontology annotation, cellular component: cytosolic small ribosomal subunit.